AUGGCAAAGAGAAGUAAGAAUCAAGUCCGACGGGAGAAAGCAAAACUUCGUAAACUCACCUCCAAUUCGGAUAAACUCUCGGAGCCAGUACCUACUGACAGUGACACGAUUCCCAAUGACGCUACUCCCAAUGAAUCAUCAACUAAAGAGGUAGAGGAAGGCAAACCAGACACAGUAGGAUCCUCAGAGUUGUUUUCACAGUAUAGUUCUGUGUUCCAGCAGUUUGCAACAGAAGACAGGCCAGUUAAAACCAUCAAGGAAAAGAAUGAGGAAGAUGAAGAUGCUAGUAAUGAUGAUAAUGAUGAUAAUGAUGAUGAUAGUAAAGUUGAUAGUGAUGAUGAAGGUGACAGUACAGCAUUAUCUGCUAGACAACUAAGAAAACGAAACAAAGUCUCAUUGGCAGCCUUAAAGGCCCUUUCAAGUAACCCCAGUGUGGUUGAACCAACAGAUGUUGAUGCCAAAGACCCAUUUCUACAUGUUUAUAUGAAACUACAGCUGAACGUUGUUCCUGUGCCGCAACAUUGGUCGUCUAAACGAGACUUUCUCUCGGGCAGAAAGGGAAUUGAAAAGCUCCCCUUCCAGCUCCCCAAAUACAUUGCUGAUACGGGAAUUCAAGAAAUGAGAAACGUUGUAGAAGACGAUUCACGGACUCUUAAACAACUGCAACGAGAAAGAGUCCAGCCCAAGAUGGGGAAACUCGAUAUAGACUAUCAGAAGUUACACGAUGCAUUUUUCAAGCAUCAAUCCAAACCCAGAUUAUAUGCGUUUGGUGAUGUUUAUUACGAGGGAAGAGAGACCACAGAUGAUUAUACGGAACAAAUACAAGAUAUGAAGCCCGGUGUUAUUUCCAACGACCUCAGACAAGCCAUAGGGCUCACAGAAAGUUCUACGUCCAAUGUCGCACCACCGUGGAUAAGUGUUAUGGAACGGCUAGGGAAGCCACCGUCGUACUCCAACUUCUUGAUCCCGGGUCUAGACUUGGUCUAUUCGAACACAGGCUAUGUGUUGAAUGCAACAACAGCAGUCGAAGCCACUAAACCUUCAGAGCAUUGGGGAGUGUUACAGGAAGCGGUGGAGGAGGAAGAAUCGGACGAAGAGUCGGACGAAGAAAGUCACGAUAAGGCCGCAAGCGAACCUGCAUAUGACGAAAGCUCUCAAGAGGAGGAAGAUCACGAUGAGAAGGUCGAGAUAGCUGAAUAUGGUAAGUAUGGAGGAAUAUCGAAAGAUAAAGAAGUCAGCGACAAUGUCACCAAUACUGCUGAAGAUUCUUCUUCUACUCCUGGUUCUAAAUUGUUAUAUCAAAUACUCGAAGAAACGUCAUCGACUUCCAAGUCAGGUUUACUAAACUCAGACAAAAAGUAUCAAAUAUAG
Lizanozyma spartinae is the source of this 1371-nucleotide messenger RNA. Its product is annotated as U2 snRNP complex subunit. The record is from RefSeq and is a predicted model, not a curated record. Gene Ontology annotation, biological process: mRNA splicing, via spliceosome. Bases 1 to 1371 code for a protein of 456 amino acids. Gene Ontology annotation, cellular component: U2-type spliceosomal complex; nucleus; U2 snRNP. Lineage: Eukaryota; Fungi; Ascomycota; Pichiomycetes; Serinales; Debaryomycetaceae. The transcript has a single exon.